This is a messenger RNA of Diospyros lotus (date-plum), 4100 nucleotides long. RefSeq names its product DNA-directed RNA polymerase III subunit 2. Gene Ontology annotation, biological process: DNA-templated transcription. Gene Ontology annotation, cellular component: RNA polymerase III complex. The transcript is spliced from 39 exons. The record is from RefSeq and is a predicted model, not a curated record. NCBI's taxonomy places the organism in Eukaryota, Viridiplantae, Streptophyta, Magnoliopsida, Ericales, Ebenaceae. Bases 401 to 3865 code for a protein of 1154 amino acids. Gene Ontology annotation, molecular function: DNA-directed RNA polymerase activity; DNA binding; ribonucleoside binding.
CAUCGUUCCCCCUUGCCACCCGGUUUCUAGUUGCUCGGUGCCGCCGUCGAUUCACAACUCCGAUUGCUCGGUGCCACCGUCGAUUCACAACCACAAACUGGGCUGAGCCGCCGUCGAUUCCCAAACACGAAUCGACGUUUAAGUGCUCGGUACCGCCGUUUCCGUGAUUCGAUUCACAACUCCGAUUGCUCGGUGCCGCCGUCGAUUCAAAACUCCAAAAUUAGCAGUCAAUUUACUUUUGUUCUUCACGCAAAGCAUAUACAAAUUGGCUGCCUAGUAAUGCUUAAGGGUUAAACAAAUAAAGCUGCAAAUUUGAGUUGCAAGGUGUAAUAAAAUACAUGCACACGUGCAUUUCCCUGAAUUAGAGAGGAGAGCAAGAGCGAGAUUGAUUUGUUCUGUCAUGGGAGUGAGAGAAGAAUAUGUUGGGCCUGGCAGCCAAAAACGAGAAUUGGAUGUUGACAAGCAGUUCCUGGCUGCUCCAGUAAAAUCUGCAGUUGACAAAUUCCAACUCCUUCCUGAGUUCUUGAAGGUGAGAGGGCUGGUUAAGCAACAUUUGGACUCAUUUAAUUACUUUGUUGGGACUGAAAUAAAAAAAAUUGUCCGUGCCAAUGAUCUUAUCACAUCAAAAGUUGAUCCAACAAUCUACCUCAGGUACAAAGAUGUUUGGAUUGGUGAACCUUCAAUGAUAAUUGAUGGUAUAACUGAAAAGCUCAGUCCCCACAAAUGUCGUCUAUCUGACAUAACGUAUGCUGCGCCAAUUUAUGUCAACAUUGAGUACAUUUCUGGGAGCCAUGGGCAGAAAGCUCCCCCAAUGGCCAAGAACAAUGUUAUUAUUGGAAGAAUGCCCAUCAUGUUAAGAAGUCGCUCCUGUGUACUCCAUGGGAAAGAUGAAGCUGAACUUGCAAGACUAGGUGAAUGUCCACUUGACCCUGGGGGAUAUUUUGUUAUCAAGGGAACUGAGAAGGUGAUCUUAAUACAGGAACAACUUUCCAAGAACAGAAUAAUUAUUGAUACUGACAAGAAAGGAUGUAUACAAGCAUCCGUUACGAGCAGCACAGAAGCAACAAAAAGUAAAACAGUUAUAAAAAUGGAGAAAGAGAAGAUAUAUUUGUAUCUGAAUCAGUUUGCUACCAAGGUGCCUAUCAUGGUGGUCAUGAAAGCAAUGGGCAUGGAGAGUGAUCAAGAGGUGGUGCAGAUGAUUGGAAGGGACCCUCAAUAUGGUGCAUUGCUUCUACCGUCAAUUGAGGAAUGUGCUAGCAAUGAUGUAUAUACUCAACAUCAAGCCCUGGAAUUUCUUGAGAAAAAGGUUAAAAAAUCACCUUUUUCUACACCUUCACUUGAAAAGGAAGGAAAAGCUUUUGGCAUCCUUCAUGAUGUAUUUGUUGCUAACAUUCCUGUGCGUGAAAAUAAUUUUCGUGCAAAAUGCAUAUAUGUUGCUGUAAUGCUGAGGCGCAUGAUGGAAGCAAUUUUGAAUAAGGAUGCAAUUGAUGACAAGGACUAUGUCGGUAACAAGCGGUUGGAACUAUCUGGCCAAUUAUUGUCUCUCCUGUUUGAGGAUUUGUUCAAGACAAUGAAUGAUGAGGUCAGGAAGACAGUAGAUGCGAUCCUGGCAAAACCUAGCCGAUCUAGCCGGUUUGACUUUUCUCAGUUUAUCGUGAGAGAUAGUAUAACGGUUGGGUUAGAAAGGACACUUUCUACUGGUAAUUGGGAUGUCAAGAGGUUCAGGAUGCACAGGAAAGGAAUGACACAGGUUGUGGCUAGGUUAUCUUUUAUAGGAACGUUGGGCCAUAUGACAAAGAUCUCUCCACAAUUUGAGAAGUCUAGGAAAGUUAGUGGACCUAGAGCCUUGCAACCUAGCCAGUGGGGCAUGCUUUGCCCUUGUGAUACUCCAGAAGGUGAAGCCUGUGGCUUGGUGAAAAACCUUGCCCUGAUGACUCAUGUUACAACUGAUGAAGAGGAAACUCCAAUAAUUUCUCUGUGCUAUUGUUUGGGAGUUGAAGAUUUGGAGCUACUUUCUGGAGAGGAACUACAUGCAGUGGAUUCAUUCCUGAUUAUAUUAAAUGGGCUUAUUCUUGGCAAGCACAGGAAGCCACAGCGUUUUGCUAAUGCAAUGAGAAAGUUACGAAGAGCUGGCAAAAUUGGCGAGUUUGUAAGCAUCUUUGUCAAUGAGAAGCAACGUUGUGUUUACAUUGCUUCAGAUGGAGGCCGUGUUUGCCGUCCACUUGUUAUUGCUGAUAAAGGUGUAUCAAGAAUCAAGGAACAUCAUAUGAAGGAGUUGUUGGAUGGAGUUCGCAGUUUUGAUGACUUCUUACGUGAGGGUUUGAUAGAGUAUCUUGACGUUAAUGAGGAGAAUAAUGCUUUGAUAGCUUUAUAUGAAGGAGAGGCUACUUCUGAGACAACACAUAUUGAAAUAGAGCCCUUCACCAUCUUAGGUGUUUGUGCUGGAUUAAUUCCUUUUCCUCAUCAUAACCAGUCACCCAGAAAUACCUACCAGUGUGCCAUGGGGAAGCAAGCUAUGGGCAAUAUCGCAUAUAACCAGUUGUGUCGCAUGGACACUCUAAUCUACCUUCUUGUGUAUCCUCAACGACCACUACUAACAACAAGAACAAUCGAGCUGGUUGGAUAUGAUAAACUUGGAGCAGGCCAGAAUGCUACUGUGGCUGUUAUGAGUUACAGUGGCUAUGAUAUAGAGGAUGCAAUAGUGAUGAAUAAAUCAUCUUUGGAUCGUGGUUUUGGUCGUUGUAUUGUGAUGAAAAAGAUGUCUGCAAUAAAUCAGAAGUAUGAAAAUAACACAUCAGAUAGAAUAGUUAGACCCCAAAGGGAGGGGCAUGAUGCAGAACGGAUGCAGAUACUGGAUGAUGAUGGACUGGCUGCUCCUGGAGAAAUAAUAAGACCACAUGACAUCUAUAUCAAUAAGCAGUCACCUGUUGUUACAAGGGGGCCACCAAUUACAUCAACAAUGGGAUUAUCAGAUAGUCAGUAUAAGCCCAGCAGACAAACAUACAAAGGUCCAGAAGGGGAGACAGCUGUGGUGGAUAGAGUUGCUCUCUGCUCUGAUAAGAAUAACAAUUUAUGUAUAAAAUUUAUGAUCCGUCAUACCCGUAGGCCAGAGGUUGGUGACAAGUUUAGUAGUAGACAUGGGCAGAAAGGUGUUUGUGGCACCAUCAUCCAACAAGAAGAUUUCCCAUUUUCUGAACGUGGCAUUUGCCCUGAUUUGAUCAUGAACCCUCAUGGAUUUCCAAGCCGGAUGACAGUCGGGAAGAUGAUAGAGCUCCUUGGAAGUAAAGCUGGAGUUUCAUGUGGCAGAUUUCAUUAUGGCAGUGCAUUUGGGGAGCCAAGUGGUCAUGCUGAUAGAGUUGAAGCUAUAAGUGAAACGCUUGUGAAGCAUGGCUUCAGCUACAAUGGCAAGGACUUCAUUUAUUCAGGAAUUACUGGUUUACCACUACAAGCAUACAUCUUCAUGGGCCCUAUCUAUUACCAAAAACUGAAACACAUGGUACUUGAUAAGAUGCAUGCUCGGGGUUCUGGACCACGUGUUAUGAUUACUAGACAACCAACUGAAGGCAGAAGUCGAAAUGGAGGGCUUCGAGUGGGAGAAAUGGAACGUGAUUGCUUGAUUGCUUAUGGAACUAGCAUGUUGAUCUUUGAACGCCUAAUGCUUUCAAGUGAUCCUUUCGAGGUUCAGGUUUGCCGAAAGUGUGGCUUGCUAGGAUAUUACAACCAGAAGCUAAAAACCAGUGUUUGUUCAACAUGUAAGAAUGGUGAAAAUGUUUCUACCAUGAAAUUGCCAUAUGCAUGCAAGUUAUUAUUCCAGGAACUCCAAUCAAUGAAUGUUGUUCCCCGCUUAAAACUGACCGAAGCUUGAUCUCUGGCUUUUCCCUCUCAAUACUUGAAUUUCACGAAUGUGGUACAGCGCGAAGGUUGUGUGUCUGUCAUUCUUCUGUCCGGGGAAAAGAAUGAAGAAAAAAAUCAAAAUUGUAAUGUAUCAAUCAACAUUAGUAUUAUGGUGAUUUGUAGGUUAAUCAAUAUUUGUCAAGAGUAGUGGCAUAGUGAGAUAAAAGAUUAGUUGCAGCUGAAUGGAAUGGAUUUUCAGAAAACAA